CUUUUCUUUUCUCAACCUUCACAUCAUGUCAGGCAAUGACCCCAACCUCAGCGAGGCGGAAAAGAUGCGCCUCAAGCGUCUUGCUCGUCUCGGUGCCCCAGCCCAGACUCAGCCGCAGCCUCAGGCGACAGACGCGCCGUCGACGUCGCAAGAGAGCCGCGAAGCCCACCAGCCUCCCUCUGCGUCGUCGCGCUUGCUCUCUUUGAACACCUCGUCUUCCUCGCAACCGUCUCCUUCGGCCGCGCCUCCUCCCAAGCCGCCUGUGGCGAAGCCUGCAACACCCCCCGUCAAGCCUACCCCACCUCCUUCCGCGCCACCUGUCAAGCGCCGCUUCCAGGCUUCUUCUUCUCCUGCUCCGAGUGCUCCACCCCGCACAGCCCCGGCUAGCAACCUUGUCGCUCCUACACUGAGCUACGACGCUUGGGAGGCUCGCACCGUCAGAAAUGUCUUCUCCGUUACGCUCAAGAGAUCCGAGGCCGAAGCCAGUAACUGGAAGUUGUGCUGGCUGAAGGACCUCGAAGGCGAGAUUAAGGAAGAGAAUCCAGGGAACCCAGCUGCUCUCAAUGUAAACUUGGCACUCCGCGAUAGGCUUCUCAUUGCGAGGCUGUCCCUCGAUCCCUCUACAAUGGCCACAUCGGAUGAUCCCGACCAGCUCACGGUUCUGGCGGGACUGCCGCAGGACGAGACCGUUUUUGAGUACCUCACAGGGGCCUGGAAGCGCCUUUACACCGCCAACCGAGAGUUCAACAGACUUCAGUAUAGCAAGGAGGAGAAGGCGAAAUGGGUCGCCGCGUUUGAUGAGCUUAAGCGGCUUAUCAUCUCCUACAGCGGAAUGACACUGGAGGACCCUACCAUGUUCCCGCAGCCCCCGAGUCGUCCUGUGGGACCUGCAGAGUUCCUUCCUCUUCUUCUCGGCGUCACUGCGCCGUCGUCCGGCAACAGUGACCCGCUGUCGUCGUCGACAGUAGUAGCUCAGAGCAAGGGUGCACUUGCUCAGUCAGACUUGGUGCCAUUCCUCAACGACCUGGCUGCCGGCUUUGCGGACGGAUCAAUGGCUGAUGUCAUCACGCCAACCUUGAGCCUGUUCUUCCAAGAGUGGUUCAAAAUCACCCCUACGCCGGACCUUCUCGGCAAUGACUGGCGAAACUACCUUGGAGCGGUUUCCCUACUCGUGCAGGUCAAGCCAAUUGCAGCUCUUUUGCCCUCACUCCCAGUCUGGGUGGCUCCUUCUGUCACGGCCGCAAAGGUCGAGUGGCAGUCCCUUCUCGGUCCUCUGACGAGGCUGAGCGUCUUCCCUCGCGAGUUUCCAGAGAUCUGGAAGGAGUACUUCUCAAACCCUACAGACCGGCAGACGGCCGACAUCGAUGCAAACAAGGCGAACCUCCGCCACAGUCUCGAGUAUCUUCAAACUUCUCUGUUUUCCAUCUACAACAGUAUCAUCCGCGCCUCCCCAGAGUCACGAGAAGGAGCUCUCGACUUCUUUGCUUUGAUCGUGAAGCUCAAUGCCAAACGCCAAGGCAUGCAGGUCGAUCAUCGUUCGGUUUCUUCAGAUGGCUUCAUGACCAACCUGCAGGCCGUACUACUGAAGCUGUUUGAGCCGGUCAUGGACAUUCAAUUCUCCAAGAUCGACAAGGUCGACCCAGAGUAUUACCGCCACAGCAAGAGAAUUGACAUCACGGACGAGACCAAGAUCAAAGCGACAAAAGAAGAGGCAGACGAGUUCUAUGGUGCCGCCAUGGAUCUUGACUCGAAGCCGAACUUCAUUUCAGACCUCUUCUUCCUCUUGAACGCUGUUCACCACCUCGGGUUGGGCAAAACAGUUGCGACCAGGGUCAAGGCUGAACGCAACAUCUCUGAUAUGGAGAAGGACCUCAAACACCUCGAGUCGAAACGGGAGGAGUGGGCAGGAAACCCGGCGAUGCAAGCUCAAGGAGAAGCCCAAAUCGCAAAGGUGAAGAGCGACAUCGCGACUCUCCAUGCGUCACUGCAUGCCUACGACACCCAGCUUCUGGAUCCCAGGUUGACGCGCUUGAAUGUCACCUAUUGUGGAUUCCUCAUGACUUGGCUCUUGCGAAUGGCGGACCCGAAGCAUCAGCACCCUCAGGUUCCCAUUGCCCUCCCUCUUCCAGCUGAAGUCCCUCUCCAGUUCCGCAUGUUGCCGGAGUACCUCUUCGACAACGUUGUCGAGUACUACGACUUCCUUGCUCACCAUGACCCCGACGCGCUCGACAAUGCCGACAAGGACAUCCUCAUCACCUUUGUCCUCACCUUCCUUGCGCCCGGUUACGUGAACAACCCAUUCUUGAAGGCGAAGAUGGUAUCAAUUCUGUCCAACGGACUGUAUCCAGCCGGCUACCAUAGGCGUGGACCCAUGUUCGAUCGCCUGAGUGUUCACCCGGUGUCGAUUCAGUAUCUCAUGCCGGCGCUGAUCCGUUUCUUCAUCGAUGUCGAGAUGACUGGAGGUCACACACAAUUCUGGGACAAGUUCUCCUUCAGGCGCGAUAUCAGCCACAUCAUCAAGGCCAUGUGGUCCAACCCCUUGCACCGCGAAGCAUUUGUGAAAGCCAGACACGACGACUUCGACAUGUUCAUCAAGUUUGUUAACAUGCUGAUGAGCGACACGACCUUCCAUCUGGAAGAAUCUCUCACCAACCUCACCAAGAUCAACUCCCUUCGUGCCCAAAAAGCCGAUGAAGCGUCUUGGUCAAGAUUGGAGGAGGCGGAGCGCAACGACCUGGACAGCCAGUUGAGGCAGGCCGAGUCUUCCGCCCCAUUCCACACCCAGGAGGGGCGCAACUGUGUAGAACUGAUUCGGGACUUCACCGACACCACGAAAGAGCCCUUCCUCGUCGGAGAGAUUGUGGAUCGCCUGGCAGCAUCUCUUGACGAGAACCUUGUCAAUCUUGUUGGCCCGAAGAUGCAGGACCUCAAGGUGGCGGAUCCGGACCGUUUCUCCUUCAAGCCGAAACCCCUCCUUGCCGCAAUUGCCCAGAUCUACCUCAACCUUGGGCAUGAGGCCGACUUCAUUCGCGCUGUUGCAAACGAUCAACGUAGCUACACACCUGAACUAUUCGAACGUUUCGCUCGUGUGCUCAAGAAUCGUGCAAUCAUGACAGCUGCCGAGGUCGACGCCAUAGUGAGCUUCUCCAACCGGGUGAAGGACGCCAAGGCGACUAUCGAGAUUGAAGACGAGCGAGAGAUUCCAGACGAGUUCCUAGACCCUCUACUGGCUACAUUGAUGAAGGACCCAGUGAUCCUCCCCGUAUCACGCGUAACUGUGGAUCGCAGCACCAUCCGCGCCGUCCUCCUCUCCAAGGAUCUGGACCCGUUCAACAAUGUCCCACUCAAGUAUGAGGACGUCAUUCCCGACGUCGAGUUGAAGGCCAAGAUUGACGCUUGGAUUGCUGAAGGCAGUGUCCCGGCCCAGGGCAGCGCGAUGGAUGUGGACGCAUGAGAGGGCAACAAUUGAAAUGAGGAAGAUGACUCCUGCCGAUGGAGAGGCCCAUCGGCGGUUGUAACUACAAUGCAUGGCCG
This is a messenger RNA of Vanrija pseudolonga, 3534 nucleotides long. It is a transcript of the gene ufd2, whose product is annotated as Ubiquitin conjugation factor E4. Gene Ontology annotation, cellular component: nucleus; ubiquitin ligase complex; cytoplasm. Gene Ontology annotation, biological process: protein polyubiquitination. Gene Ontology annotation, molecular function: ubiquitin-ubiquitin ligase activity. NCBI's taxonomy places the organism in Eukaryota, Fungi, Basidiomycota, Tremellomycetes, Trichosporonales, Trichosporonaceae. Bases 26 to 3454 code for a protein of 1142 amino acids. The transcript is spliced from 22 exons. The record is from RefSeq and is a predicted model, not a curated record.